AAAGCCAGCGUCUCCGCCCCACGUGACUCACGCCGAGCGAAGCGGCAAGAUGGCGGCAGUAGCGGGGCCUAUUCAGAGGCUGAGUUACAGUCACAAGAAGUUCAGAGCCUUACUUAAGAAAGAAAAACGUAAGCGAAAGCGCCAGGCAGCGGCCAAACAGAGAGACGAAGAAUUAGUUUGUGAAGAUGAGGUAGAAGAGGCAGAAGAGCCUGAAGAAGAAGAGUUGGAGGCUGAAAGGGAGCGUUUGCAUUUAGAAUGGUUGGAGAAAGAAAAGAAGGCACAGGAGGAGUUCCAACUAAAAAAGGAAAAGGAAGCAGCAGCACAGAAAAGGCAGGAAGAGGAGGAGAGGAAAAUUCGAGAAGAAUGGGAACAGCAGCAGAUGAGAGAAAAGGAGGAAGUAGAGCACAAACGUCAGGAGCGAAGAGAACGAGAGGAAGCUGUUCAGAAAAUGCUGGAUCAGGCGGAAAGUCAGAUUGAGAAUGGUGGCAUGUGGCAUAAUCCAGAAGCACCAGAAGAUUAUGGGACAGAAAAGGAUAAGUCAUAUUGUCCAUUCUUUCUUAAGACUGGGUCUUGCAGAUUUGGUGAUAGAUGCUCUCGUAAACAUGUUUACCCAGCGUCAAGUCAGACUCUUCUUAUCAGGGCCAUGUUUAUUACUUUUGGCAUGGAGGAAAGUAGGCGAGACGACUAUGACACUGAUUCUGGUCUGGAGCACAGUGAAGAGGACAUUUACCAGCAGUUUAUAGAUUUCUAUGAAGAUGUGUUGCCUGAAUUUAAGAGCAUUGGAAAAGUUAUACAAUUCAAGGUCAGUUGCAAUUAUGAGCCACAUCUCAGAGGAAAUGUAUAUGUUCAGUAUCAAAAAGAGGAGGAAUGCCAGCAGGCCUUUGCAUUAUUCAAUGGGCGUUGGUACGCAGGCAAACAGUUGCAGUGUGAAUUCUCACCAGUAACCCGAUGGAAAACAGCAAUAUGUGGACUUUACGAGAGGCGCAAGUGCCCUAGAGGCAAACACUGCAACUUCCUUCACGUGUUCAGGAAUCCUAACAGUGAAUUUUGGGAGGCUGAUCGAGAUCUUUGUAUGUCACCGGAGCGCAGGAAGUUCCAUUCUAACAAGUAUUCUGAGAGGCGAGAACGAAUGAGCCAUCGUUAUGAUAAUCACAGUGGAUCCAGGAGGAAGUAUAGUUGUAGUCCAGACAAGAAGCAGAAGAGGUCUGGAGAGCCUGAAAGGAAAAGGAAGAGAAGCAGAAGCAGAGAUAGGAGAUGGCUGCAGAGGUCCAGGAGUAGGAGCCAGGACAGAAAACGGUCCCGAAGCAGAGAGAGGUAUUGCAGAAGCUGGAGUAAAGAAGUUCGCAAAUCACAGAGGUCCCGGAGCAGAAGUCAAGACCGAAGGAGGUCCAAAAGUAGAGAGAGAUGUCGAUAUAGGUCAAGGAGCAGGAGUCCAGAUCGGUCAUUGAGCAGAAGUCGGUCUAGAUCUAGGAGUAAUAGUCAAGACCAGUCCAAUAUCAAGGACCCAGAGACAGAGAGAUCACGGUCAAGAAGUCGAAGUCCUCAUCAUGGGUGGAACAAGAAAAGCAAGAGGGAAUCAGAAAGCAAAGAGAAAAGAAGUAAAAAGAAAGCAAAGAAAGGUAAAAAAACCAAGAACAAGUCUGAAAACAAAUCAAAAGACUUCAAAACAAAAAGACUAGAAUGUGAUCAUAAACACUUGCCAGCUAGUUCAAUAGCAAAGGAAACACAAGUCACUUUAGAUCAUCCUGAUCUGAGAAGCUUCUCCACAUCCCCUAGUGCGAAGAGUUCUGAAAGUGAUACCACAACACCUGCCAAAUUGGAUGAAACAAUUGAAGAAGCAGUUGACGAAUGAAGAUAAUUUUUUUUAAAACACAGAGACUUAUCCAAGGUUACAAAACAAGGACUAUCAGAAUGUUUUGCAAAAUCCUUCAUUUUCCUUGUCUUGAAUGGAUGCAGGAUGUCUGGAUUCUACUGGUGAAAGUGGCAGGGAGGUGCACUGAUCAGCUGAUGGGCUUCUUGAGGCUGAAAUGGGUGGAAGGAGGGAUUGAGCAGAGUGGGUAACAGCAAAGAUAUAAGUGGGAAUGGCAUACUCACAGCAUAGGUACUGAUGUAAAGUUUUUAUUCAGUAUUCCAUUACAUUAUCUGCCUUCCAGGUGAAGUGCUGCAAGAUGCUUUGUCUUUGGUUCCCAUAGAAACACUGCAAAACUGAAGAGAAAUUCUUUAAGGGACUGCUCUCCUGUUGUAGGACUGGAAAGACUGGUUGGAAUUUGCAUGCUCUUUGCACUUGGGAGUAUCUUGAAAGAAUGCAGAAUCCUUUGUAUUUUGGGAGUUAAGAUCAGUUUGGCACUAGUUUUGUUGCGCAUGUUGAGCAACUGUAAUAGUGUGUUAUCAUUGCGGUUUCAGAAUGAGAUAAAACUUCUGUCACGUGUCAUAUUUGCCUGCUUGAACCAGUACUGGGACCGUGGCUGCCAGUACUAUAGAUGGAAUGUAAAUUGAAAUACAGUUGUUAAUCAUACAUGUUACAUUUUAGUCAGUUUCUUGUAUAUAUGGAUUUAUAAAGGAAGCUUACUGUCUUGUUAAUGAAGUUGGGACUUGUGCCGCAACUGAAGCUGGCCUUUAUUUCAAUGGUUAAUUAUCAAUGUGGAUUACAUAGCCAGCAUACACGUCGCUAUCUUUCUCAUUCAAUAUCCAUUUUGCUUAUAAGUGUCCCACAGUGUGCUCAGUAUUUUUUAUUUAGAGGUAGUGUGUGGAAACAGGCCCUUCCAGCCCACUGAGCCAUGCUGUCCAUCAGUCUAAUCACAGGGCAAUUUAACCUAACCAGUGUGCCUUUGGACUGUGGGUGGAAACCGGAGCACCAGGAGAAACCUGCGCGCUUCAUGUACGAGCUUUCCUAAGAGGGUGCCGGAAUUGAACUCCGAACUUUGAUACCCCAAACUGUGCUAACAGCUAUGGAAUUAACUUUUAUGCUAUUCUGUAAAUUUUAAAUCUAAUACCAGAACUCUAUAAAAUUGCAUUUACAAGAUUUAAUUUUAUUUAGCCCAGAGCAAUUGUGACAUGCAAUAUUGGGUAAAAGAACUGUAGUCUGAGAAAAGAUGCAAUUAAAGAAUAUAAGUAAGCACUAACAGAAAUAGGCAAAGACAGCAUAGGUUUUUGAAAGGGAAAUCAUGCUUAACAAAUUCACUAGGUUCUUUGGUGAUGUUAAUAGACAAGUUAGAGUGAGUGAAUAUAUGGUAGGUGACGUUAACAUGCAAGAAUUAUAACUAAGGUUAUAAACCUUAGUUGUAAAAUACAGAUGGAUUAGGAAGGAGGAAGAUUCAAUGAGACCAAGGUGUUCUUGCACAACAAUCAAUGAAAGCAGAUAGGAAGGCCAAUGCUCCAUUGUCCUCCAUCAAGACUAUUUGAAUUCAAAGCAAGGUCUUGGUAUGCCCCAUCUUGAAAAUAUAUGCACAAUCUUGGUCUUGUCAUAAAGGGUCACAAGACUAAUACAUAGCAUGAUGACAUUAACCCAAAGGGAAACUCAGCCCUUGAUUAUAGAAUGAAAGAAUCUGGAAGAAACCUAUAAAAUUCCCACAGUACUGGACAGACAGACUAGUAUUCCCAAUCCAAAAAAAAACAUUUUAGACUCGAGGGAGGAAGCCUAAUUUCAAAGAACUUGGAUACCAAGAUCAUCUUUAACUCUAAAUGUAUUUAAUGAUAUUCUAGAAUGUGUCUGCAGCAGAAUGGAAGAGUUAAUGGCAUUAGUGAUAAUUUUUCAAAACUCGUUAGAUUCUGGACUAGUUCCUGAGGAUUGGAGG
Molecule: messenger RNA, 3794 nt
Organism: Mobula hypostoma (lesser devil ray)
Lineage: Eukaryota; Metazoa; Chordata; Chondrichthyes; Myliobatiformes; Myliobatidae
Gene: zrsr2
Product: zinc finger (CCCH type), RNA-binding motif and serine/arginine rich 2
Exons: 11
Coding region: 50-1852 (600 amino acids)
Biological process (GO): mRNA splicing, via spliceosome
Cellular component (GO): U2AF complex; spliceosomal complex
Molecular function (GO): pre-mRNA 3'-splice site binding; metal ion binding
Source: RefSeq, a predicted model, not a curated record